Molecule: messenger RNA, 747 nt
Organism: Rhipicephalus sanguineus (brown dog tick)
Lineage: Eukaryota; Metazoa; Arthropoda; Arachnida; Ixodida; Ixodidae
Product: solute carrier family 13 member 5-like
Exons: 3
Coding region: 96-458 (120 amino acids)
Biological process (GO): citrate transport; monoatomic anion transmembrane transport
Cellular component (GO): membrane
Molecular function (GO): succinate transmembrane transporter activity; citrate transmembrane transporter activity
Source: RefSeq, a predicted model, not a curated record
UGGCCUUUCGUUGCUGCUCGGUCAACAGCUGGGUCACAUGUCCCACCUGCCUGCAGGUGUUCUCAUGAUGUGUCCUUAGCAUCCUGUGCUCCUUCAUGUCGGAGCUCGUCAGCAAUGCCGGCACCGUCACGGUUCUGCUGCCCGUAUUUGCAGUUUUGGCUGAAGACCUGCGCAUAAACCCACUGCUCUUAAUGAUACCGGCGACUCUCACCAGCAACUUUGCCUUCAUGCUGCCAGUGGGGACUCCGGCGAAUGCCAUUGUUUACGAGCACGCAAGACUGAAGGUGUCCGACUUGGUGCUCCCUGGGAUUCUGGUGAAAGCCAUCACAAUCUUCACCACAGUGGCCGUGACGUUCGUGCUCGGCGACCCGAUCUUCGGCAUGUUCAGCGAAGCAGACUGGUUGCGACCCGUUGUUACGGCCAACAUCAGCGUCACCGCUUCUUUGCAAGCACGUUAGCCGUUUUGCGCGCAGCGCGUCCCUGUUGUGACUGUGGUGUUGCUUCAACAAGAUGCGCGCGAAAGGACGUGUGUUGGCAGCAGUGUACGCUGCCCCAACGAGAACGCUGAGCCGAUGGGCGGGGCGAACUCUCCAUGAGCGAACGAGAACCUUGUGCCAACGUGCAGCUGUUAUGAAAGUUCGCACUCACUCGGAACGCGGCUAACACGCUCGCCUAUGUAGUCGGUUUUAAAGUGUGUCCGUUCGUUCGUUACGUCAUACGCUGUCAGCUUAUGCUGUAAAUAGGAAA